This is a messenger RNA of Symbiodinium necroappetens, 1314 nucleotides long. The record is from the annotation of a GenBank genome assembly. NCBI's taxonomy places the organism in Eukaryota, Dinophyceae, Suessiales, Symbiodiniaceae.
GCAACGAAGUUCGUGAUGGAGGGGUGUCCACUGGUUGGGACGUCCGACCUUCCUAAGCCCUUUGAUGCCAAAAUCGUGCCCGCCACCUUGACCGAGCAAGAGCUUCGCGCUUCCGCCAAGGCCCGCAGGCAAACCUUGGUUCAGACAGGGCGGCCGGGCGAUGCCGAGCAUGUUGAGCAUCUUGUGCGAUCCACUUUGGACGAGGUGGACCGAGGAUUCCUGGACGGACCGUUUACGGAAUCCGAGGUUUCCGAACGUCUUGGUCACGCAGAUUGGACGGCAGUGCGAAGAUUCGUGCUCGUGCAAGGUGCCGAGAUGAAGCUUCGUCCGAUUGAUGAUUGUGCAGAAGCUCAGCUGAAUGAUGCAUACGCGUCAAUGAUUAAGCUCCGAAUGAUGGACUCGGACUAUAUUUCAUCUCUCGCUUUGAAGAUUGCCCGUCUUGAUGCAGAACGUGCCGCCCGACUGGGGGUCGAAGAAGGCGAACUUGUGGAUCAGUGCGUAAGCGAGUUCCUAUCACUCCUGGGCUGGGGACACGCCACUAGCGGUUCUAAGGGUCUUGCGUUUGAUAAGGUUUUUACCGUACUAGGAAUGUCACUUGAUCUCAGCCAGAUCCAGAGUCAAGUUGUGGUCCUCGCCAACAAGCCCGGCCGGGCGGAGAGGAUUUCGCAAAAGCUUGGAGAGAUCGCGACGGCUGGGCGAAUCAACAGGCAUGAAGCCCAAGUUCUUCGCGGAUUGCUGCAGUUUGCCUCGGGGUUCUAUGCAGGCAGGGGUUUAAAGCAGACCUGCUGUUGGCUUGGAGAAGUGGUGAAAGGCGUGCCUUUUUCCCCCGAGCAGGUGCGAGAAAGAUGCGAGCAAGCACGGUGCAAAAUCGCACGUGGCCGGGUCUUUCAGGGCUUCGUUGAUCCCUGGCUGGUGAAGACUUGGCUGUCGUCCGUGGGCGAACAACUCAUUUGUGAGAUUGAGCUGUACGCGUUGGUCGCCAUCCGGCAUGUUCUUGGCUCGACCUUCGAAGGUCGGAAAUGCAUUUAUUGGAUAGACAACAAUGCUGCCCGAAGCGUGGUGAUAAAGGGACAUAGCAGCAGCAAAGCAAUGUCCGAACUUGCAUUCCGCCUAUCCGAGGUUGAGAUGUUGUCGCCUUGCUCUUGCUGGAUAGAGCGAGUGCCGAGCUUUUCGAACAUAGCCGGCUAUCCGUCUAGGCAAGCAGGAAACGAGAUCCUGAGGCUUGCGCAGGCUCGCUGCGUGGAGCCUUUUCCUCAGGACAAGGAAUUCAUCAGAUUCACGCGUGGCAAAGCUCUUGUGAAAUCGGGGGAGUGA